AUGUUUAAAGAACCAUUGUUUUCUUUCGUGAUAUUGUUCUCCUUGUUUACACGAUUAGAAACUAAAAUUCUUCGUGGACACCUGGUUACGCGUGAAAAUUGGGCCUUUUUAGCGAGAUUCUGCUUUCUAACGGAACAAGGUACGUUUCGAUAUGAAUUUGAAUUAGGAGGAGAAGAGAAAGAUUUAAAAUUAUUGUUGUACUACGACGCGCCCGAUCAAUGGCCCAGCGUUUAUCCUUCAAAUAAAACAUGUAUCGAAAAGGAGGCUAUACUAUGGGAUGGAAUUGGGCAAAUAGUACCAUUAUCAACACUUGUAUCAGAACAAUCUGGUUGUACCGAAGAAGAUACAGCGGUUCGGUGUUCUAGCUACCGAAGGUUUCGAUCGUCUCGUCCGAGAUGGUGGUUCAUCGCGUUAGCAGAUUGUUCUUCAAACACUGGACUGAAUAUUUCGUAUUGGGUAUCGCUAACGAAUGCACAGCAUGGCAGUUUCUGGAGAGAACAUUUCUCAGCAGAUGAAUUCUAUAUAUUGCCAGAGUUGAUAGCAAUUAGUUGCAUAUACCUUAUACUUGUGAUACUAAGCUUUCACAUUGCCGUGCAAUUAAGAGCAAGACGGCUUUUACACGUGUCUUAUAAAAUAUUUAUGGCUUCUCUGCUUUGUCAAUUGGUGGGAAUACUGUUUGAGAUUUAUAGUUAUAUGAAUCUUGGAUUACGAGGAGUGCCAUCAGAGAACGCUUCCUUGAUAGGACAACUUUUAGAAGCCUGUUCGGAUAUUUUAUUCACUGUACUUAUAUUACUACUUGCGAUCGGUUUUACGGUAACAAAAAGUGUGUUAACAGCGAGACAAACUCGGUGGCUUGUAUUCUUCGUUUGUUUCACUUCUUUCUGCCAGUUCUCGUUAUACAUUUACCAGUCCGAUGUAUUUGACCCUGGAUUGGUAUUGUAUAUUUAUGAAUCACCGCCAGGCUACAUGUUAAUAGCGCUAAAGAUGAUUGCUUGGAUUGUAUUUUCGCUUCGUUGUCUAAAGACGGUAAAAAAAAUGUCGACAAAGCUUCAUUUUUAUGGUUCAUUAUUUUCCUUGGGAUCAGCAUGGUUUCUAUGUCAUCCGUUUACGAUACUCUGCAUUACUUUAUUAGUAGACGAAUGGAUAAGAGAAAGCGUUGCUAAAGGAUGCUCAUUAUGGAUUGUUUUUGUGGGACAUGUAGUAUUUUUGUACAUAACCCGACCAUCUGUGGCUAACAAACGUUUCCCGUUUCAUAUUCGAACGUGUCAAGUUAUGCCGAUCGGUGGUGACGGACAGGAUCACAGUUACGAACCCCAAUUUAGGACGGCAAAUUCUGCAUUUACUAUUUCACAUCUACCACCGCCUAUUUCCUAUCAGUGA
Molecule: messenger RNA, 1380 nt
Organism: Dufourea novaeangliae
Lineage: Eukaryota; Metazoa; Arthropoda; Insecta; Hymenoptera; Halictidae
Product: transmembrane protein 145-like
Exons: 4
Coding region: 1-1380 (459 amino acids)
Biological process (GO): response to pheromone; G protein-coupled receptor signaling pathway
Source: RefSeq, a predicted model, not a curated record